Molecule: messenger RNA, 1091 nt
Organism: Solanum stenotomum
Lineage: Eukaryota; Viridiplantae; Streptophyta; Magnoliopsida; Solanales; Solanaceae
Product: probable esterase KAI2
Exons: 2
Coding region: 165-1025 (286 amino acids)
Biological process (GO): response to karrikin
Source: RefSeq, a predicted model, not a curated record
UGUAACCAUAAAAAACCCUUCCAUUAAUUAGCACUCUUGCAAUACUAAUGUUAUGAUUUGCGAACCUAAAAUUAACAGCCACCGGCCAAUCCAUCUUUCUUCCACCAAAAAGUCGGCUGGUCGUCUCCUCCAAUUUCCACACCACGCCUUAAUAAAGUCAAAAAAUGAAAAACAAAAAAUCAGACCAAAAAAUGGGAAUCGUUGAAGAAGCUCACAACGUAAAAGUUCUGGGUUCAGGCGAGAAGACCAUCGUACUCGGUCAUGGCUUCGGCACCGAUCAAUCUGUUUGGAAACAGCUUGUUCCUUACCUCGUUGAUGAAUAUCGUGUUGUACUUUACGAUAACAUGGGUGCUGGACCGACAAAUCCUGAUUACUUCAAUUUUGAUCGAUACUCUUCCCUUGAAGGUUAUGCCUAUGAUUUAAUUGCCAUUUUGGAGGAACUUCAAAUCAAUCGUUGCAUGUACUUAGGUCAUUCCUUAUCGGCCAUGACCGGUGUUGUUGCUUCUAUUUUUCGUCCUGAUCUCUUCUCCAAACUCAUCCUUGUUUCAGCUUCUCCAAGGUUCAUAAAUACGGAUGACUAUUACGGAGGAUUUGAGUUGGAAGACAUAGAGCAAUUAUGUCAAGCGAUGGAAUCGAACUACAAGGCAUGGGUAUCUGGAUUUGCGCCACUAGCGGUGGGAGGUGAUAUGAAUUCCGUGGCAGUACAAGAAUUCAGCAGGACAUUAUUCAACAUGAGACCAGACAUAGCACUCAGUGUUUUCCGCACUGUUUUCACGUUCGACCUAAGGCAUUAUCUGUCCCGUGUUACUGUCCCUUGCCAUAUCAUACAGAGCUCAAUGGAUGUUGCAAUGCCAGUCACUGUUUCCGAAUAUUUACACAGAAAUCUUGGCGGAAAAUCGAUUGUAGAGAUCAUCUCAACCGAAGGUCAUCUUCCGCAUUUGAGCGCACCUGAGGCUACUAUUCCCGUGUUGCUUCGACACAUUUCUCAUGACAUUACUGCUCAUGCUUCUUCUAGUUUAGGAUAAUGAGAAAACAACUUCUUCAAAAGUACUCAUUAUCAUCAAAAUAAAUAUACAUGCCUACUUCUGUUC